Messenger RNA from Porites lobata, 10071 nucleotides. The record is from the annotation of a GenBank genome assembly. Lineage: Eukaryota; Metazoa; Cnidaria; Anthozoa; Scleractinia; Poritidae.
CAGCACGUGGCGAGAAGUCUCCACUGUAGUCCACGAAACUUCUUGUGACGAACGGGACUUCGUCUUGAACUGACAUUCAGGUUAGUUCCUUACGUUUAGUUUUGAAGGGUAAGCAAAGGCGGUUUUGUUCAUAAAUGAUAAUUAUUGUUGCUUGCGGUUACCGUAUGCCGCAAAUUUUGACGCACGUGCAUUGCCAUCUUGGAGUUCAUUGCGUUGUGGCUGUGUGUGAAUAUUCAAGUCUGGGCAAUUCGACCAAAUAGACCUUGUUUUAUCCGCUAGUAAUUUGUUUUUUCCGUUCGUAAAAAUGUAAAUAGAUAAAGAUAUAUGUUCAUUAAGCUUUUAACAGUGCACCUGGUCGAAGGUUUGGGCUUACAAACACAGGAUCAAUUCAAUCAAUGGGCUUUUGCAUUAGUUCCAUACAAAUCCUUGUAAAUUUCGAAAUUUUCAAACUGUCGUGAAAUAUUUCCUUAAGUAAUAAGGGGCUCAAAUCUCCUUUUUAUUCACAACAGGCAAUUUGAGCCCUUAAAUGCAUAAGGGAAAGACGUAACGACAGUUUAAAAAUUUCAAAAUUUACAGGGAUUUGUAUGUAAAACCACUCAAACAUGACUGGGUGGCAAGUGUUUUUCCCAAGAGUUGUUGUAAUCUCCUUCUAAGUUUUGGCGGUUGUUGCAAUCGCUUCUUUUGAGAUAUACGGCUGACAUUUUACAGGUUAUCUAAUUUUAAUACUUCAGUUUCAGUUCCGACUUGACAAAAUUUUAAACCAUAUAAAUGAACUAUUUUCGUGUUUACAAAAAGUUGACCACAUGACCAACUAUUGCAAAAGGCCUAUUCAACCAAACUUUAUGGUAAAAUAAUUCCCUGUAGGUUAAGAAUUUACCGUGCUUGGUUACCCUCCAAAGUCUUCUUAAAUAUGGUAAAUAUGUUGAAGGAGGGAAGAAACAAUAGUGAAAAGCGAUAAUUAGGACCUCAUACUAUCUCAAAUUCAAUGAAAUUAGCAGUGUUACCAAUUGAUAAGUAGUGGACGUUGAAUUGAGUUUGCGCAUAAAACUCUUGUUCUUUAAUUCGCCUUACUUUUUCUCCCUUUCUAACAUUAACAUAUUUUGGAAAGAUUUCAGAGGGCAGCCAAGCAGAGUGAAUUCUUGCUUGCUGCAUGGGAAUUUGAUGUUAUGCUCAACUCAAGACAAUAGGGAAUCCCAGAGCAAAAAAUUAUCCAAAUCUGUGACAUGGCUUCAAUUUUGUGCCUACGUUAGACAACUUAAAAAGUUUUCAAUAUAGACAUGAAAUUUGGGAAUUUUAUAGUACACUCAGAUCACUUGCAGCCCUGAAAAAUUUUGAAGAAAAUCUAUCGACAUAUUUUGGUUCAAUCACUGUUUUCAUGAAAGAAGCCUAAAAAAUUACAGUUAUUUUCAGUGCUGUGUUUUACCCUGAUUCACAUGUUUUCAUGUUUUUCAAAAUCGUACAAGUCUACUUGCAUUUAGCCAUUUGUAGAGUGUAUAAAGGUCAUUUGAAAAACAAGUGAGUGAUAAGAACUUUUCAGAAACAUCCAAAAAGUAGCAAAUUUGUCUGCAUUAAGUCUUGUCUUCAGUUCAUGCAAAAUGUAUACCCUUUUUGUAGAAAUUCAGAGAUAUCUUGAAAUUCCUGUAAUAGAUUUUUGUGAAACUUCACACAGCAGAAGACAAGCACCCAAAGUAUCUGUAGUGAAAAGCAUUUCCAAAGAAAGUGCUGAUACAGGCUUAAAUUUGAUUUAGAGCUAAACCUAUUGUGAUGUUGUUGUCACGCGAUAUUUAUUGCCAACGAGCGGCCUCGCGAAGACUCGAAGCUGUGCGGCGGAAACCUAAUAGAGCUGUGCGCGAUUGUUCCAGGGCCAGAAAAAAUCUUGAAUCGAUGUAACGUAGACUAAUGUAAGGCAACCAUGAUGUGAUGCAGGACAGAGAAUGCAUUGUUUCGAGCGAACACAUGAUACAGAUCAGAGAAUCCACGAGCCAUGUGCGUGUUUGUGAUUCCCCUGCUCAUCCAGUCUUCAAUUAAUCGUUGGGUGGAUCAUUUCCAUCCUACGCGAUAUCUGUCGCAUUUGUGAGCUGGAAUUUUUAAUUGCAUACCGCUAAGAAAAAUAAUAAUGCAGCAAAAUUUUUGGUGUCUUUGAAGCAAAAUAAUUCGGAAGGCUUCAUAGGUGCACCAUGAAUUUUUUUAGCUUUAAAAAGAGACCAAAAUAAUAUAAGUCUACUACAUUGACUAUUUGCAGACUUUAAUACGAUUUUUUGAGGAUUUUAAGUUUGCUUAUAAGACCACUAAAUUUUAAGCAAAAUGACUUGAGCUCAACUUCGCACAAAACACGAACUUUAAUAUCUUGAAAAAUUUGCUGUGUAAAGUCAGGAUUUCAAGUUCUUUAUGCAGUAGAGCAGUUUAGUUCGCUAUUUUCAAAAGACAAAUUAAAGCAAGGGGCACACAUACACCAAACCCAUGAUCCGCCUUCCUCGCGCAUGUCGUGGGAGAACUGUUGUGUGGUUCCCAGCCAACAGCUCCCACAUGUGUUGUGUGAAGCUGGCACUUAAAGGACUCACCUCGGCAGGAAAGGGUCCUCAUACAUGGGUUUUCCUGGUCACUGCCCGACGGCUAUUGCCAUGCUGAUGAGCCCCAGUAAGCAAAGGGCGAAACAGCUGUCGAUGGCUGCCCCUGCCUGCGUGAUAUGGCUGUGCAAGGUAAUGUAUGUGUAUGUGUGCCCCUUGCUUUAAUUUAGUGGUAACUCAUUUGAUUCAGACGCCGACCUUUUCAUGUACUGAACCAAAUGCAUUUAUAAGUUAUUAUAACGUAUGUUGUAAAGUGCAUAUAUACGUAAUGUAUAUGUUGUAGUUAAUUUUUUAUCCCAGGUAAUUUUUAUUUUUCCUUUGUUUCAAUUUCAUUAGCAUACAUUACCAUACCCAAAAACAAAAGAAAAACAAAAAUUACCUGAGAUAAAAAAUUAACUACAACAUAUAUAUCACCCCAAAUUUGUCAAAAGGUAGAAUAACAAUAGAAAACUUGUAAUUUUAAAUAAACAGUGCUGCAGAUUGUCUUCUAUUUUAGAUUAAUCUCAAUCUUUUUAAAGAGUUUUAAAUACGUAGAGUUAAUAUCUUAGGCCAUGACUCUUUGGUCUUGGGGUGAGUAAUGUAUUUUGAGGCAUUGUUCUCCUUAAUAUGCCCAGCACACAUAACAAAGUUCAACAUCAUGGGGCUGGGUCUCUAAAAAGUGGAAAUUAAAACCAAACUGCUAAUAAAUAUCACUCUCAUGAUUAUGAUUUUUGUUUUUAUUAAAUAUUUAUUUUUGUUUGAAGGAAUCAUGAGGCACCGGAAACCUGAAAAAAGAAACAUGAAACCUGUAGAGGUAAUAACUUUAAAGCAGUAAAACCCCUUGCAAACAAUCACAGCAUACUAUUCCCUAACAUAAACCAUUUUUAUUGAGACUCAAUAUAAUUUAGCAACUCUGAAUAUUAAAAAGAUCAAAGUAGAAGUUGCUUUCUCUGAUAAUACCAGUGAUUACUAAGCUAGUUAGUUAACAUGUCUAUUACAGAUGCAGUUGUUCCAGCUAGUCUAAAAAAUGUGUCUCUGUCCCCUCAUCUCAAGAAGAGAUGAGUACCGUUAGUCCAAGUCAGAGGAAACUCAAUCACAGUUUUUCUCUCUCUUUUGGAGGUCAAACUCUAAUUCAAAGCAAUGUAACUAAAUUUCUUGAGGUGUACCUAGACGAACAUCUCGCUUGGAAAUAUCACAUAAACUUUGUCUGUAAACAAAUCGCUAAAUCAAUCAGUAUUUUAUCUAGGACACGUUUCUACUUAUCUUGUAUGACCAAACUCGCGCUGUUCUACACAUUAAUUUAUCCUUGUAUUGCUUAUUGUAACUCCACGUGGUCUUCCCUCAAAUACCCGUUGUAGAAAUGGGCCAAUUUUUGUGUCUAAUUUAAACAGAAUUUACUAUCUGCAAAAGUUUGGUCCUAAUACUUUCAAAUGGCUGCUUACAAAAGUGGAGCGAAAUAUUAUACCCGUUCUAGAAAAGCCUCUGAAAUGGAUACAAAUUCAGAAUAUCGAGCACAUACUGCUCCUCUAUUCUCCAAAUUGGAAAUUCUAGAUAUUUUCCAAGUUAUUACAAAUUCAGAAUAUUGAGCACAUACUGCUCCUCUAUUCUCCAAAUUAAAUUUAUGUUUCGCUACCACAAUAAUCUGCUGCCUCCACUCUUAAGCAAUCUGUUUAUGACAGACAGUCAAGUCCAUAGAUAUGACACAAGAACAGCUAGUAAUUAUUGAGUGCAUUCCUGUCGUACGAACAUCAAGAAAUUCACAAUUUAAGCAAUAGAAAACGGUUCCCUUGUUUGCAUAGCCUGAUAUAAACAUGAGAGGGGUUGGGAGAAUUCGAGACAGUUAUUUAAUGCAAACCCAAGACGAAGUGGAGAGUUUGCAUAACUGUCAAGAAUUAUCCUAACCCCUCGAGUGUUUAUAUCAGGCUAUGCAAACACAGGAAAAACGUUUUCUUCUGUUCGAGCCUUGAAUGAAAAGUGAUCUGAAAUAUUUCAUAUACUUGUGAUUUUGCCCUCAAGUUUUCCCUUUUCUUCCUGACAGUGCUCGGUUCAUGUUUGGCUUUCAGUUUCAAAAGAAACACCCCUUCUAAAACUCCAGCUAGGCGCCUGAAGUUAAUCAGCUCUUUUAACUUCUCAAUUCCAUUAAAUUUAUGGGUAAAUUUAUGGGUGAAUUUGUAUUUGAUAGUGGUGCUUAGAGUGUUUAUUUUUAUUUUGACUUAACACAAGCUAUUCUCAGUUUUUGUGACCUUGCUAUGCUGCCAUAAUUGUGACUGUGCCAGAUUCCUAUUCAACCAUCUGCCACAACGUUUUUGAACAUGAGGAAUUGUGGACCCUCUGUAAGAAAUUUUUUAAAACUUGUGUACAGGAUCAGGUUUAUAGCUAUUAAAAACUGUAAGAAUUAUGGGAUUGAGCAAAAAUGUUGGCUGGGAUAACUUGUUAAAAAAUAUUUAUUGCUGAACUGUUGAUGUUUCUUUUUUUUAAUAGCAGACAAAUAUUUCAGAUGAUGAGGAAGUUGAGAGAGAACAGAGCAGCAGCAGUUGGCUGGGAUUGUUAAAGUAUUCCCUGUUUCUGUUAGUUCCUGGAUUUCUUAAUCAUGCCGCUCUGUUCCGAGAAGGAGAUGUGCUACGACCACCAGGUCAGAGUCAAAACUUCAAUCCCAUAAAUUUUUUACUAAAGUAGUAUUUUUGGAGUAAUACUUCAAUGGGUGCAUGAAGAAAGGCUCAAGUCAGUGGCAGAUCCAGACUUUCAGUUAAGGGGGUGGGGGGUCUGAAAAAAAUUUUUUGGGCCCUUUGGGCCUCAGUUUGGUUGCAAAGUUAGUUGACACUCAGGACCCCCGCGCCCCUCCUUGGAUCUGCCGCUGCUAGUUAUUCUUGGUCUAAUUUCACUUGUGGCUUUAUUUCAGUCACCCUUUGAACUGGGAGGGAAAUUCUGAUAGAAAUAGAGUCAUUCUGUCAAGUAACCAUCUUGUUUUUUCUUUUUAACUAUCACACCAUUGAUAAGUACACUGCAACAGUCAUAACUACAUGUAUCAAUCUCAGCUGAAUUAAUGUUUCAAACAUUUAGCUUUGCACUUUUAUAUGGCUUUGGCAUGACUUAUAUCAGUGAUUCAUGCUGGUAUGAGCUCAUGCUUCAGCGGUUUGGUUUUAAAUUUAUUAACAUCAUCAGUGAUUUUGUUACAAAUAGUUAUAUGGUGAGUCCUAGGACUCAUCAACAACAACAAGUUUAUUUCAAAUUAAGUAUAGUUUACAAUCUUGUGCCGCCAUAAACAAACCAAUGAGUCCCAGUUCAAAAAGACAAGGAGUCCUAAAUUGAAAAUACUUGGGCCUUUACAGUGUAUGUGACCAGUCAGUUAAUGUGGAGACAGAUGCCAAAACUCUUUAUCACAGUUUACUGUUCAAAAAUUAAAAUAUAGUCCUUUUAUAUAUUUAGAGCACAAAAAGACUAAAAUAAACAUGCAUCUUUAAGCAACAGCCACAGAAAUCACACAAACAGGUUAUUCUACGAAAAAAUCUUCAAAUUGAGGGAUGGUCCUUUGGAUCCUACCGGGCGUAUGCCUUGAAUUACAUUUAUAUUGCAUCUUUGCGGAUUUUUAUGUGUCAGGGAUGCAGGACGCAGAGGUAACAAAAUCACUGCAUCAUAGCAGAAACUAAGAAUGAGUCAUACGGAUACCGCUUAUCGUGGUAGCAUUUUCAAGAUUUUGGAUCUGGCAUGGGACUGGUUAGGGACAAAAAGGGUUUUCUGGAAGAGUGGAAUACUAACUUGCGCAAUCAGUGCUAAGAAAUUUUUGUCAGAGUGUAGCAUAUCAUCAAGUUUGAUGUGCCUGCCCCAGUAAAUACUUUUUUCAAAUUCUGCAUGCCUAUUUUUGAGGUUCAGCCUUGUGGAUUGAUCUAAUCAAUGGCAAUAUAUAUGUGCAUUAUUUUAUAGGUGAACUUUAUGAUAUUGGUUGGAAGCAGAAACUCUUCAUGGGUUGCUCUGGGCGUGGUCCACCCACUGUCAUUUUUGAUGCCCCCACAGGUCAGUCAUCAGAUGCUUGGGCACUGAUUGCACCUGAAAUUGCCAAGAUUGCCAGAGUAUGUAUUUACGAUAGAGCUGGUUUAGGAUUCAGUGACAGACCUUUAGUCAACUGGUCAGAUCCACAGCAAGCAAAAAGAGGCAAAUUAUCAACCAGUGAGAGAAUGGUGGAGGAUUUCCAUCGGUUAUUCGCGUUAAGCUCUGAUCAGCCCAAACCUUUCAUACUAGUAGGUGCAGAAUUAGGAGCAGUCAACGCAAGAUUUUUCACGAAUAUGUUUGAGAACGACGUGGAAAGUUUGGUGUUGAUAAAUCCUCUGGCUGAGGAGGGAUUGUUUGGUGAAGAGUGGACACAAAUGUGGUAUGAGCGAUAUGCUUCCUCUCAGCAAGCACUGCAAUUUUCUGCGGCAGUAGGGAUCACUAGAAUAGCGCUGAUUUUUGGUUUAAUGAAACCGCCGAUGCAGCACAAACUUCUGUCUUCCAAUGUGACUAUGCGACAGAAACACCUGCUUUGUAAACCUGGUCAUCUUAGUGCGGCGGUUGAUGAAUUUUUCUUCGCAAACGAAAGCUUAGCGCAGCUGAGAAUGUUGCGAAAGCUGAAGCCGUUUCCGCAGUCAGCCACUGUCUCAGUCAUCAGUAGUGCAUUAUAUGAUGAAAAGCUGAGUAGAGAGUUAAAUCAGGUAAAUUUAUAAUAUAUAUACAACAUCAGAGAGUGAUAUUUUUUAAGUCUCUAACGACCUGACUACCAAAAAGUCGGGUCGACUUGUUCUUUGAAAUGUCGUCACCACCCGAACUGAUCGUCGCGAUCUGUCACCAUCUGGCGACCCCCUCUUUCAACAUCAGAGAGUAAUAUUCUUCUAAGUGUCUCACGACCUGACUACCAAAAGGUCGGGUCGACUUGUACAUAGAUGAGACUUUACCGCCCAAUCGGACUAGCACUGUGCACUGACCCUGGGACCCUGGAGUAUUUUAGAUUUACCAAAUCAGUUGAAUAAGAAAAGUUAUUUUUUGUAAAUAAAAAACCUCAGUCUGUAAAAGCUUUGCUUGCAUUUUAAAUGAAAGUACUCACAAAUAUUUCGGAGAUUUUGUCCAGUGCAUUUAAAGGUGCGGUAAAACAGGCAACUGAAAAAUGGUUCUGUUUGGUUCAAAAAGUGGCGGGAGAAUCUUCAGCCUGUUACAGAGCGAAGCAAUGCAGUAUCAAGGGUUUACGAAAGUGGUUUUCGACAAUCAAGUCAUUUUUCACCGUCUUAAACACUUUGGGUCGGUUAUUUAAACGAAGUCUAACUUAGACCGCGGUUUAAGGAAAAUUCUUUGGACAUCCAGAUCUCCUACUUAGUGGGUUAUUUUAAGAAGGCAAAUGCUUAUCUAGUCUUCUUUAUACGCUUUCAUGACGAUAAGUGGUGUUUACAUAAAAGCGUUGGGCAAACUGACAAUGGCUUAGAACGCGUUUUUGAUAAACAGUUGUUGGGUUCACAUUAGACCACUAAGUCUGACUUAGUAAUCUCUUAAGUCGACUUAGUGAAAAUGACAGGUGUGAACCGCUAAGUCACAGAAGCGUGAUUUCUGUCUUAGUGUCGGCAAACUCAAACGACCUAAGCAGUUCUUAAGUCUGUUUCAAACAUGACUUAAAGCUGACUUAAGAAACCUGAUAGCAAAAAGAUUUCAAAAUCGUGGGUUUUAUCAGAUAGAUAUUCCCGCGUUAGGCGCCAAAAGUAAAGAAAUCACGAUACAGUUUCUUCUCACGAACAAAAUUAACUGAAGAUGCCUCGCCGAGAGGACGAAACGUUAGAAGGCAAUUACGCUACCGACUUUUCACCUUAUGCGACGUAAGUUGCGUGGCUUGGUCACUUUUUUAUUGGCCUACGUAAGUGUCAUUUUCUUUUCUUAUCAUUUUCCUCGCCGAUUUCCCAACAGAUCUGAAGCACGGGAACAUAAGAUUUUGUAAGGUUAUUUGGCUGAUCAACCUUUUUAAAUUUAAUAAACAGACAACAGUCGCAAUUACAGCGAUUUUACGGCUUCUCGGUCUCAUUUUGAUCUCAACUUCUUCGCUAAAAUGGAUCGUGACUACCUCACCACAUUUAUGAUGUUAGUUACCUUAUCUGUUAUUUUUAUCGUUAAUGAUGACAGCUUUGCACGGAAAGAAUUUGUCUUCUAGAUAUGUCUGAACGCUUAAGCGGACUUAGGGUGACUUGGCUUGACUUAGGCUAAGACAGACUUAGUGCCUAGUGUGAACCCAACAACUGGCUAAACUCUGUUUAAGGUGAUUCCAUAGUAAAAGAACCUAACAUAGAUUGUAGCUAAAACUUGGUACACUGAUGUAACAAGUCAAGAAGAUGAUAAAAAAGUAAUAAAAAGUGGGGGUCACCGUGCUCGUUUUGACGUCACAAUACUGACAAAUACGGCUAUUUAGGACCCUUUUACAAAAACCGCGGGCAGCUCAAAACUAGACAAAAAGGAGAGAUUUUUUCGAUGAUGCAUGUGGCAUCACACAGAAUUUGACUUUAAUGUAUUGUUUAUCCACUUACGUACCAGAAAAAUACAUUUUAAUGCCCUUGUUUUUACUUUACGCUCCAAAGUAGAAUUAAAUUGGACGCACGCUUUUCGACCCGUGAUGGCUCAAUCCGUACAAUUUAGUAAAAUUGCCAAAAAACUGAACAUACAUUUGUGCCAAUUUUUUGCUCAUCGAAAGAAAGCACGGUCCUUAUUAAAAUCAUGAAAUAAAAAAUGGGGGUCACCGUACUCGUUUUUGCGGUAGAGCUGCAGAAAGUGCGCACCAAACGCAUUUUCUCCGAUUUUUGAGAGAGGACUGGGGCGAAUUUCAAAACAGAAGGUAUGUGAAAGGGGGAGAAAGUAUUAAAAAAUCCGUUUUUACAGAAUUUUCAUCGAGAUAUCACAUUUAGGACACAAUGUGAUAAAGAAAGUGUUUAAAUGAAAAUCAAAGUGAGUAAGCACAAGUUAAACAUCCACUAUCGAGGUUCUCAGAGAGGAGGUCGAACUCAGCAAUGCGCGUACUGCUUACGUUAUGCACAUUCCCAACACAUUGAGUCUCACCUCGGCAAGAAACAACAGCAAGCAAAUAUUCCAAUAGCGUUUCUCUUCAGUCAACUUCAUUUUUAUAAUAUUACUUUGUAUGCUCUUUUUUACGGCGGCCAUCUUGUUAUGCGCAGUAAGAGAUGCACAGUGCAAAACUAGGGAAUCACCUUAAAUAACUGACCCUUUGUUUUCUUUUUCCAUUUUUGAUUUCAGGUGUGGUCAAAAUCUCAGGAUCAGGUUUCAAGUGUGUUACAUCCAGGAAGUGAAAGAACUAACCUAUCUGGGACUGCUCAAUCCGCUCUUUUACAGCACUAUAACACGAUCGUGAAAGUGGUUAAAAGACAUGUUGAAAAAUGCAACCAGAAACAACUUAAACUUAAACGCUUUUAAAUUGUGAGAGAAAACAUUUUGAAAAACGCCUAGAGGACUUGAGAAUAUUUUGUAGUUAAAAAAAGAGAAAGAGAGAUAAGAAAUUUUCACUGUAAAG